GUUUACAGGGCGAGAGUCAUCUCUGGGGCCCCGCCUCCAGCCUGCCAGCCGCCAACAACAACAGAUGUGAGGAGCGAGGCAGCUGUGUCCACUUCAACACCUGUGCUUGUCUACAUCGCUACCUGUGCUUGUCUACGUCGCUACCUGUGCUUCUACGACGCUACGUGUGCUCCACGACUAGAGAGGCACUGAGGAAGGGACGCUGGCUGCCAGGUGCUGAAGGAUGUAAGGGAAGACGUCAGUGUGGUGGUUGUGGUAGUGUCCUCGUGUGGUAGUGGUGGCCCCCGUGUGGCGGUAGCUACCCGGGGGUGGUGACCCGCCCGCCCAUCUCAGAGGUCACGAACCCCCCAAUGCCCCGCGUGUCGGCCGCUGGGAGCCCCACCACCGCCAGCGAUGAGUGAAGCGUGGCGGCGAUGGUGACCGCGCGGGCGCCUGGUGCUACAGGCGUGGGCAUGGGCGUACCGGGAUGAGCAGGGCCCCCCAAUGACGGGCGUGGGUGUCGGGCGCUGCUCGGGGGCGGCGCUGGUGGUGUUGCUCACCCUCCUGGUGGGCGGCGUGGCCCGCGCGGCCUGUCCCCACGCCUGCGUCUGCAAGUGGAAGGGAGGGAAGCAGACGGUGGAGUGUGUCAACAAGGGUCUCAACACCAUACCUCCCGGCAUAGACCACGGCACGCAGGUCCUCGACAUCACUGGCAACUCUCUGGUCAUACUCUCACACGAGAAGUUCAAGGUGAUGGGGCUGACCAACCUGCAGCGGAUCUACGUGUCCCGGUGCAAGUUGGUUCAGCUGGACGAUGCUGCCUUCCGAGGACUGACCAACCUCGUGGAGCUGGACCUGAGCAACAAUGAGCUGACCCUGGUGCCUGCAGCAGCCCUGGAGCACCUUCCGGGUCUCAUGCGCCUUCAGAUGUCCAACAAUCCCAUCACCAAGAUUAAAAACGGAGCGUUCAGGGGGCUCAAGUACCUCACCACUUUGGAAAUGACCUCGUGUCUCAUUCAAACGCUGGAGGCUAGGGCCUUUCAGGGCCUGGAUCAGCUGGAGUGGCUUAAAUUGGAUUCAAAUCAACUCAAGUCUGUGCCACAUAAGAUGAUGCUUCCUAAGUCUCUCCAUGGUAUUGACCUGCACAACAAUCCCUGGAACUGUGACUGUCACCUUCAGGAGCUCCGGACAUGGCUGGUCAAGUAUAACGUGCCAUCUUCAAUCGAGCCAAAGUGUUCUACGCCUCUGCGUCUUGAGCGUCAGGUCAUUAAGACUGUCCAUCCAGAUGACUUUGCUUGUCCUCCAGAGGUAAGACCAACUUCGCUUUUCCUAGACGUUUUGGAGGGCAAGAAUGUUUCUUUCGAGUGUCACGUUACUGCAGAACCUAGUGCUCGUAUAUACUGGAGAUUUAAUGAACAAUCAUUAGAAAACAGUUCUUUUGUGUAUGACGAAAGUUCCUCAUUUUAUAUCUUUGAAGAGAGCGGACCAAGCGAAGAGAGAGUGAGUCAUCUUCGGAUUGAAUGGGUGACGGACGCCCAUGCAGGAGUGUUCCAGUGUCUAGCAGAAAACCAGGCCGGCUUGGUCAUCUCUAACUUCACACUUCGGAUCAGCCAACCGGUAGUUGAGAGAGAGCCUGAAAAUUUUGUCAUGGAUCACAUUCUAUACAUUGGUGUAGCUCUGGUGUCUUUAGUAGUGCUUGUAUUCAUCCUGUUGUGCGUGCUUAUCUUCCGCUGCUGCCGACGGCGGUCAGCAGCCCAGGAGAAGGUCAUGGGGUCGCCCAGUUCCUCAGGCAAUGGCAGAACCAAAGAAGCACCUGCACCUUCUACCAAUAAUAUGCCAAAAUACAUUCAAAUGGGAACACCUGCGCCUAAGGUAAAUGGCAUCUCAUCAGAGCCUCCGCCAAUAUCUGUGAUUGACACGUCACCUUAUCGUUCAGAACCAACGGGGGCUCAGCAGACCAACCCGGAUCUGAUAUCUGAUGCUGCUGAGGAGCGGGGGAAGUCGGGUAAGAAAAGAGUCAGCAUUUUAGGAGUGGAGGAAGUAGAUGCAUGUGGUACGAGAACCACAAGGAAGCUUGAUGACAUCAUGGAGGAAUACGAAGAUGGUUACGACCCGGCAUAUGACAUCCUGCAGUCUCAAGGGGAACAUGAAUGUCGGACGAGUCGAAGCAACCCAUACGCGACUCUCCCACGACGAAGGGAUGUGGAGGUGGCUAACCCUUAUCCCCUCACAGAGAUCCCCCCUCCGGAGGACAUUAACCAAGGUUCUCGCUUUUAUGAUAGAGAUGGCUUCCCGAUAGACUAUGGCCUGCCUCGUGAAGACAGCGGCACUUGGAAGGAAGGAUGUGGAGCAGGAGCAGGCCUGUCAUCUAGUUACAACCCUCUCCCUUCAGAAGACAUCCCUCUAUAUGCUACUGUCAGACGUAAUCGCCACAGUAUGGCUGGCCGAACAGACCUUAUGCAUGACCAGAAAUAUCCUGAGGAGUACCGCCUCGACAGUCAUGACCCCCAAUUCCACCCUCCAGAUGGCCGCUACCCACAGGCCUACGGCCUCUCACCUGAGAAGUUCAACGUGGUUAACAAUGGUUCGUGCGAGUUCUGCCCGCCACCGCCGCACCCGGACUUCCAGGCAGAACCAGGAGGCCGAAUAGGGGGAGAUGGAUGCAGCUUCGACAACCUCCUUUCGUCGUGUGGGGGCGGGAGCCAGUGCUGCUAUGCCGAGCAAGGUGGUCGAGUCUAUGAUAACUCCUUACCAGAGAAUUAUAGACCACUGGACCCUGAGCCACCCCCACCUGAGGGCUGGGGCGACCAUGAUCAGGAGACAGUGAACAUGAGUACUUGGUGUGAGCAUCCAGAAUCGCCUGGAACACGUGUUCUAUACUCCCCUGAUGAGGCCUACACUGAUAAGCAACAGCCUCAGGGUACUCAGGUGUGAGCCUAACAGACCAAACCCAAUAACGUAUGCCCCCUACCCUUCCCGUGCUCUGUGUCCUAUUACAAACUCUUAUAAAUGCCAUGAGAGACGCAUGUGCAGACUCCAGGAGGGGAGUGAGUGCUCCACCACUGACCUGACGCAUCAGCUCAUUUGGUUUACUGAUGUUGAGGCAUCAUCCAAGUCUCUUUGAAAAGUUUAACUUACGCACUGAAUUCGGGAGUUGUGAUACACAGGGUUUGUAAGGUUAGAAUAAGAGUUACACAUUUGUACAGCAUUGACGCCAAAGAUGAAAAACUCUAAAUCACUAAUAAGCAUCUUUUUGUGAGUGGAAGAUGAAACGUGUAUAUAUAUAGGGAGAGAGAAAGUGACCUAGGAGCGUGCAGUACUUAAAUUACCAGGAAGAACCUUCUUCAGUAGCAGCUCAUCCUUUAUAUAUCAACUAUCACUGUACAGAAUAAUCUAUUUUGUAUGAAUUUUCAGUAGGUAAGAGUUUUGUAUAUACCAAAGAAAUAUUUGAGGUUUUUGAAUGCUAUAAACAAUUCAUUCAGCGCAUACGGGAGAACCAGGGCGACCUGUCACACUUCUGGGAGACGUGAUAUUAAAAGGGGAAGAACGAAGAUUUGAGUUUUGUGAUGGUAGCUGUGUUUAUGUUCCCUACGACAACGAUAGAGGCCGUCUGCUCGACAGGUUCUGACGCAGCUGCUGCCCUCAGAGGGCUGCUGGCUGACGUUGGUGGUGGAAUCAUCACUGGCUGACAUUGGGGGGUGGAAUCAUCACUGGCUAACACUGGGGGUAAAAUCAUCACUGACUGACAUUGGGG
Procambarus clarkii (red swamp crayfish) is the source of this 3733-nucleotide messenger RNA. The record is from RefSeq and is a predicted model, not a curated record. NCBI's taxonomy places the organism in Eukaryota, Metazoa, Arthropoda, Malacostraca, Decapoda, Cambaridae.